AAAUCAUGGGAAAAAAAAAGAAAGAAAGAAAAUAAGAUGAUGUGCUAGAAAGCGAUUGUAUGGUUACUUUAGAUUAUCUGAAGAGGUGACAUUUGAGCUGGGAACCAAAUGAAGUAAAAUUUGCAUGCCAAGUACUGAAACAUAGCAGUCUUAAGGCAGGAAUGAGGUUGCAGUUUGACAUGUUCAAGUACAGAAGGAAAGCUGGUUUGGCUGGAAUGUAAGAUCUGAGGUAGAGACAGGUAGGGAGAAGCCAGAUCUUUCUGACCCUAAUCAGGAUUAUACAUUUUAUUUUAACUGCAGUGGGAAGCCAACUGGAUGGAUGCUCAUUAGGAUGUUUCGGAUUAUAUUCUUAUCCUUAAGGAUGAUUUUAGAGAGAACAGCUUUCAUAUGUUGGGGAGCAAGAAUAAUUCCUGUCUCUUCAAAGGUCCUCCUAGCUGGACUAAGAAAUAAAUUGAUCUGAGACAGAUUAACAGGAGAAAAUCAAAUUUAAUAGAUGCAUAGACAUGGGAAGUCCAAAGACAACCAGGCAAAAUGAGCUAUCUUUGUUACUCUGGACUAAGGAGAAGGUGGGUAGAGGUCUGGGAUUUCAGAGGAAAGGAAUGCAUUUCACAGGGUGAUAAGAGCAGAUGUUUGGUAAUUAGAUGUUUGUCAUACCAUACAGAUGGGUCACUCCAAUAAAAUCUAUUUCUAUUAAUAACCCUUAUUCUGGGAAAGACCCCCCAAUUUAGAUUCUUUGGUGUGGUUAAGGGAGGGACAAAAGUUUCUUUUGAGUGGGCAGGGUCUCAAGUGCCUUCAGCUCAAAUUAAUCCAUAUGCCAAAGUGGCACAUUGUGUGUGUGUGUGUGUGUGUGUGUGUGUGUGUGUGUGUGUGUAUAGGGGUGGUCUGUCCUGAACCCCUACAUGUACAUCAACUUCUUAGGCCAAGUGAAGCAACCCAAUGAACUUCACUUUUCUUUUUUUUUUAAUGUUUAUUUUUGAGAGGGAGACAGAGUGCGAGUGGAGGAAGGGGCAGAGAGAGAAGGAAACACAGAAUCAGAAGCAGGAUCCAGGCUGCAAGCUGUCAUCACAGAAUGUGGGGCUCAAACCCACAAACUGUGAGAUCAUGACCUGAGCCGAAGUCAAGCUCUCAACCAACUGAGCCACCCAGGCGCCCCUGAACUUCACUUUUCUGAAAGGUCUAGUUAUACUCAAGUGUCCUCUCUACUACUUACCAAAAUACCUACAAUAUUUUGUGCUGAGAUAUUGAUAGCAUUUCUAGAAAUUUCUGAUUGAAAAACAAUUUUAAAGAGAAUGUGGUAAAGAUUAUCAGGUUAGUUACCCACCUAGCAAGCCUAUCAAAGAAAUUAAAUCUUUGGAAAAACAUAUUGUAAUGUUAGAAAGGAGAAUUAUAAAAAGUUUGGAACAUGACUGACUGUGCAGUGGGCAGAAUGUGGAAGGCAGUGGGAGGGAUUCCUAGGAAACAGAAUGGAGUCCAUGAAAGAAGAAUGAUGGUGGGAAAGGAGACCUAGGAAAGCCUCUAAGACAACAUCAGCCAAUUCAUGAUUUUGCCAAGAGACGCAGAAGCCUGAUGUGAGGGUGUUCCAAAAGAAACACUCUAAUUCAAGCACAAAGGAAGUUCAAAUCAGUACUUCUUUCUAAGCAGCUCAACUGUGCAGUGAUUCAGGCUGCCUUCUGAAGAUACAGCCUCUUUAUGAGUGACGAAGAAGAAACAUCAGACACUACUUACUUAGAAGAUGAUACCUAUGAGCACAUUGGGACGGCCGGUGAUUCAUUUGGAUGCAGGUGAUCCAAAGACAUUUGAUCUGAAUUUCAAAGGGCCUGUUGCCAAAAGGAGUUGUACAGAUGUUCUGUGCUGCAUAAUCUUCAUACUGUGCAUUAUUGGCUACAUUAUUUUAGGACUUUUGGCCUGGGUACAUGGCGACCCCAGGAGAGUGGCCUACCCUACAGACAGCAAGGGCCACUUUUGUGGCCAGAAGGGCACCCCCAAUGAGAACAAGACCAUAUUGUUUUACUUUAACUUAUUCAGCUGUACCAGUCCCUCUGUGGUGAUAAACCUACAGUGCCCUACCACACAGAUCUGUGUCUCCAAGUGCCCAGAAAAAUUUUUAACCUACAUGGAAAUACAAUUUACAUACAGAACAAACAAAAACUAUUGGACAUACUACAGCCAGUUCUGCAAGUCCACUUUUGUUAAGCCUGCAAAGACUCUCACACAAGUUUUACUGGAUGAUGAUUGUCCAAUAGCGAUUUUUCCAAGUAAACCAUUUCUCCAGAGAUGUUUCCCUGACUUCUCUACUAAAAAUGGCACUCUGACAGUAGGAAAUAAGACGACAUUUGAAGAUGGAAGUGGAAAGACAAGAAAUGCUAUAGAACUCAGGGCAGCUGCAAACCGUGUCAAUAAAAUACUUGAUGCAAGGACAAUUGGAAUGAAAAUAUUUGAAGACUAUGCAACAACUUGGUAUUGGAUUCUCCUUGGCCUGAUUAUCGCCAUGUUCCUUAGUUGGAUGUUUGUGAUACUCCUGAGAUACAUAGCUGGAUUACUCUUCUGGGUCUUCAUGGUGGGUGUGAUUGGAAUUAUAGGUUAUGGAAUAGGCCACUGUUACCAGGAAUACUGCAAUCUUCAGGGACAGCCAAAUUCUCAUCUAACUGUAUAUGACAUCGGGAUUCAGACUGAUAUAAGCAUGUACUUUCAACUGAAACAAACAUGGUUCACAUUUAUGGUAAUACUCUGCCUUCUUGAAGUGUUUAUCAUCCUCAUGCUGAUCUUCCUCAGGGAACGAAUCCGCAUCUCCAUUGCCCUGCUGAAGGAAGGGAGCAAAGCCAUUGGAUAUAUCCCUACUACAUUAGUUUAUCCACUUUUAACUUUCAUUUUCCUCUCCAUCUGUAUUUCCUACUGGGCGGUGAUAGCAGUUUACUUGGCUACAUCAGGGGUACCUGUAUACAAAGUCAUAACCCCAGAAGGGCAAUGUAAACAUGAAAAUACAACCUGUGACCCAGAGAUUUUUAAUACAACUGAAAUUGCCAAAGCUUGCCCUGGGGCUCAGUGUAACUUUGCUUUCUAUGGUGGAAAGAGCCUGUACCAUCAGUACAUCCCUACCUUCCAGAUAUUCAAUCUAUUUGUCUUUCUCUGGCUUAUAAACUUCGUCAUUGCACUGGGUCAGUGUGCCCUUGCUGGUGCCUUUGCUUCUUAUUACUGGGCCUUGAAAAAACCUGAUGAUAUCCCACCAUAUCCACUUUUUACUGCAUUUGGACGAGCCAUACGAUAUCACACAGGAUCCCUAGCAUUUGGAUCUUUAAUUCUUGCAUCAAUUCAAAUAUUUAGAAUAGUCUUAGAAUACUUAGACCGCCAUCUUAAAGAGGCCCAGAACAACAUUUCUAAAUUUCUACAAUGCUGCCUGAAAUGCUGUUUCUGGUGUUUGGAAACAGUGGUAAAGUUUUUGAACAGAAAUGCCUAUAUUAUGAUUGCAAUAUAUGGCAAAAACUUCUGCAAGUCAGCAAGAGAGGCUUUCAAUCUGCUGAUGAGAAAUGUUUUAAAAGUUGCAGUUAUGGAUAACGUUACAGACUUUGUACUAAUCCUGGGGAAAAUUCUAGUUACUGGAUGUAUAGGUGUGCUGGCCUUCUUACUCUUCACACAAAGAUUGCCAACGAUUAUAGAAGGACCAACAUCUUUAAAUUACUACUGGGUACCUUUGCUGACAGUCAUUAUUGGAUCUUACCUAGUUGCACAUGGGUUCUUCAGCGUCUAUGCAAUGUGUGUUGAUACAAUUUUCAUCUGCUUCUGUGAAGAUCUGGAAAGAAAUGAUGGAUCCACAGAAAAACCCUACUUCCUAGCCCCUACCCUGCACGGAACUCUGAACAAGAUGCAACUAGUUUCCCAGAAGCAGAAAGAGUAGAAAAGCUCCAAACAGUGACAUUCAUUUUUAAAUAGAAGUUUUGUAAAUUAGAUCAUGUGUAACUCAAAAAUGAGGCUUUUGAGUAAUGUGAAAUUCUAUGCUUAUUGCUGAAAAGCCAGAACCUGGUACCACUUGAGGUGACAGACAUUUGAUGACAGUAGCCUCUGUUAACUAGGAUACUUUAUAGACUGUGGUCCCAGCUGAAGAGCAAGGUGUAAAUGUCAAACAUAUUUUUAAAGCCUAUAGCUGAAAGUGUUUUAAACAAUACUUUUAUAACUCAGGGUGCUGUUUCCCAUUGCAGCACUUUGAUAGCCUUUCUUUUUAUAAAUGUGUUUGUAAAAGAUAUUCAGGCAAUUUUUGAAAGCACUAUAAAUGUAUCAUCAAUUAGCCAUAAAAAAGAUUGAUAGAGUUAACCAGCUUAUGGUACUAAAUUCGUAAAUAUGGUACUAUGCCUAUAUAGCUGCUCAAGCUAGUGGACAGCUAUCUAAACUGUGAUUAAAUUUGUAUUCAUGUUUCUCUAGGAAGUAUAUUUCAGUACAUGAAUCAAGACCAUAAUAUACAUAGAGAUGUUAAUGUUAUGCAAGUUCCAUAGAGAGCAUUAUUAGGUAAAAAUUACUGUGAAACCUUCAUAGCCCACUUCGUUUUAGUGUAAUUAUAUUCAUAGUGAAGCUGAAUCUGAGUUCUGGAAUACCAUUUCCAAUAAUAUGAACCUCUGGCCACUGUGAAAAUAUUCUGAACAAAACUGAAAUGGCCAUGUAAUGCAUUCCUCUUGUCUCUAACCCAAACAGAGACAAAUUCCUAUUUCCCUAUUCCUGCCAUAUAGAAAACUGGAAUGGAUUUGUUUCAGAAGAGUGAUUAUAUCUUUUAUAAGCAUACCUGUUUUUAUAAGCAAACCUGUUUUUCUAGAUUAAAGACAUUGUUUGGCUUCAUUCUACAAAAGGUUUAGUUUGAGUUCAACUUUGGGGAAAGAGAAUAGAUGAGUAAGACCUUCAGAUUUUACUCUAAGGAAAUAUACCUAAGCACUCCAUAGGUACCUUGUCUGGUACCUUUACAGGGGUAUAUACGGUGGGUUAGGAAAUCUCCCUCAGAGCUUAGCAGGAAAGUUAUUUUUAUACUCCACCCCUGCUGGCCAGAGCAACAAGUUGGUUUCUGGCAACCAUCCCCUUAGUCUUUUGUAUGGUGGAGCAAAGCAUAAAUCAGACACUCAAGCACUUUUCCUGCCCAAUCUCUGUGUGCACGUUUGUAUGAUUUGGCUAACGGUAUAAAAGUUACCCCAAAAGGAACACUUAAUCAAGUAGUAUUGUUUUGGCUUUUACACUAAACUUGUGUAUAAGAAUUAUUUAAGUGUUGACAGAAAGGAACGUGUUGAUCUAACAUUUUGAUCUAAAUAUGAUCCAUGAAUUUUUAUUAAAAAGAGUCAGAAAUGUAUCAUUGUGCCACAAGUUAAUAUAAAAACUAAUUUCUUUAAUGAUUCCGAAGUAUGGGAACCUAGAUGUAGACUAACUCUGUGACAGCUUAAAUAAGGAAGAUUUUCAAAACAGUGGUCUUUAUAACAGCCACCAUCUUGUUCUUAUUUUCUUGAGAGCAUUAUAGUCAAAAGUGUCACUUGUCUUCACAUCUUGGCCAAGGGCCUUCUUCACUCUCAUUCUCCUUGAAUCAUAAUUCAGAGAAGAGUGAUAAUCUAUCUUUCUGGAUGGUUAUAAUUAUUAGUCAAUAGUACAGAAGUUACAACUGAGAUAUAGUAAAUAGUUACCUCUCAAGUGUUGAAAAGUGAUAGGAAAUAAAUCCCCUUUAGGAGUAGUCAAAUGUUGAUACAUAAUCAUGAAACAAAACAAUUUUAAUUGUUUUGUAUGCAUCAGAAUCGCUCUGAGAACUUGUUAUAAAUAUAGAUGCUUGUGCCCCUUCCUUAAGAAAUUCUGAGAUGUUGUAUUUGGGUGCAGGGCAGCUUGUGAAUUAUUAUAAAAUUCUCUAGCUGAUUCUGAUACACAUAAAACUUGGAAAAUCACUUGAAUAAAAUACAAAUCAACAUGCGAGAAACUGAUUGGCUUAUUUUCUCCUUACAUUCUUGGCUGUUCCAGGAGUUAGAAAAUUAAGACAAAGAUUAAUUUGGAGACUUCUAAUAGUCACAACUUCUGCAUUUAGAAUCUUAGACUAGAUGGGGCCCGUAUAUUAAAUGUUUAACAUAUAUGCUGAUUAGACCAAAAAAUUCACUAGAGUAAAAGUGUUCACUGCCUAAAUGGAGGCACAUUCUAAAACUGGCUAUAUUUUAAGGAUAUAACCCCUUGGUGCAAAUCAUAGGAAAAGGAAUGCUGUUUGGUUCAAUAUUUUUAAAUAACUUCUUUACUACUUAGAGAUUCUUCCUUUAAGUGUAGAAGUUUUAACUAUAUAUGGGCUUAUUUCUAGUCAGAAAAAAUAUUCCCCACUAGUUACUUUUUGUAUAAUUGAUAGUAAAAAUGAGUAUUGUUUUUGAGGGGGAAAAAUAGAAGCUGUUAUCUUACAAAGCAAUUAAAGUCAUAACUGCAAAAAACAUUUUUUUCAAAACAUGCAGUUUAAAAUAUACUGAAAUUUCACAAAUCUUAUUUUUUAAAACUAUGCUACAUAAAUUGUUGAUUGCAAAACAAAAGAAAUUUUGACACAUAUGGUAAUUUGGGAAGUGAAUUGAGUACAUACUACUUUUCAGGAAUUUGAAGGUGAAUUUAGAAAUUCCUGGGGGAUUUUUUUUUCUUUUUUAAGUUUGCUAUCCAAAAGAAGGUAAAAGUUAUUUCCUCAAUCAUGCAGCUGAGAAGCAUGCAUAUUGACAGAAUAUGAGCUGGUACACACAAUGAGAUAAUAUUUUACUAACAUAAUAACAAGGGCUGCUUGUUUUCUCAUAGGUAUGUUUACAAUAAUGUUGAUGCCAAAACUGUGCUAUUAAAAAAAAAAAUCUUAAACUGCUGUAAAGCAAGUAUGCAGUAGAUGGCGACGUUACUUCUCGUACAGUUUUGCUUUGAUAUUUACUCUGUGCCAUUCUUC
Molecule: messenger RNA, 6904 nt
Organism: Acinonyx jubatus (cheetah)
Lineage: Eukaryota; Metazoa; Chordata; Mammalia; Carnivora; Felidae
Gene: SLC44A5
Product: solute carrier family 44 member 5
Exons: 25
Coding region: 1733-3892 (719 amino acids)
Biological process (GO): transmembrane transport
Cellular component (GO): membrane
Molecular function (GO): transmembrane transporter activity
Source: RefSeq, a predicted model, not a curated record